Messenger RNA from Centrocercus urophasianus (Greater sage-grouse), 6320 nucleotides. RefSeq names its product mucin 2, oligomeric mucus/gel-forming (gene MUC2). The coding region runs from base 5 to 6076 and encodes 2023 amino acids. Lineage: Eukaryota; Metazoa; Chordata; Aves; Galliformes; Phasianidae. Gene Ontology annotation, molecular function: protein binding. Gene Ontology annotation, cellular component: extracellular matrix. The transcript is spliced from 44 exons. The record is from RefSeq and is a predicted model, not a curated record.
CACCAUGGGGCUAAGAGCUGCCGGCCUUCUUGUGCUCUGGCUGGCUCUUUCCAAUACAAGUGAAAUAAGAAAAGGAAGGACAAGAAACCAUGGCCACUAUGUCUGCAGCACCUGGGGGAACAACCAUUUCAAAACAUUUGAUGGAGAUAUCUAUCAGUUUCCUGGCACGUGCGAGUAUAACUUUGUUUCUGACUGCCAAGACUCUUACAGGGAGUUCUCUGUCCACAUUCAGCGUGCUCUGAACAGCAAUAACCACCCUGAGAUCCAGUAUAUCCUGAUAACAGUCACGGAUUUCACGGUGUACCUCAAGCCCAAUCUGGCUGUUGUGGAUGGGCAGAUUGUCAAGACACCUUACUACAGCUCUUCUUUGCUCAUUGAGAACAAUGGCGUUUAUAUGAAGGUUUAUGCCAAAGUAGGUCUAAUCCUCAUAUGGAAUCAGGAAGAUGCACUGAUGGUGGAGCUGGACAGCAAGUUUGGUAACCAGACAUGUGGUCUUUGCGGGGAUUACAAUGGAGUUCCUAUCUACAAUGAGUUUAUUAGGGGAGUUGCAAGCUACAAUUCAAUUACGUAUGGGAAUUUACAGAAGAUAAGCAAACCCAAUGAUGAAUGUGAAGACCCUGAUGAAACUCAGGCUCUCCCAAGCUGUACUGAGCAUCGUGAUGAAUGUGAGAAGCUGCUGACCUCCUCUGCAUUUGCUGAUUGUCACUCACGCCUUAAUCUGGAAACGUACAUCCAAGCCUGCAUGCAGGACAAGUGUUCAUGUGAAGGAAGUGAGGACUCCUUCUGCCUCUGCAGCACCAUCUCUGAGUAUUCUCGCCAGUGUUCACAUGCAGGUGGCCGGCCGGGUGAAUGGAGGACAGAGAACUUUUGCUACAAGACAUGUCCUGGCAACAUGGUCUAUAGAGAAAGCAGCUCACCUUGCAUGGAUACUUGCUCACACUUGGAAAUCAGCAGCCUUUGUGAGGAACAUUACAUGGAUGGCUGUUUCUGCCCUGAAGGAACUGUGUAUGAUGAUAUCACUGAAAAUGGCUGCGUACCUGUUAGCGAGUGCUACUGCAGACUGCAUGGAAAGGGGUAUUCACCUGGAGAAACCAUUAGCAAUGAGUGUGAAGAAUGCACCUGUGAUUCAGGCAGAUGGACGUGCCAAGAUUUACCCUGUCCAGGCACAUGUUCAGUGGAAGGAGGUUCCCAUAUUACGACCUUUGAUGGGAAGAAAUACACCUUCCAUGGAGACUGUUACUAUGUGUUGGCCAAGAGUGCUGUGAAUAAUACUGAUGCCCUCCUGGCAGAGCUGGCUCCUUGUGGCUCCACAGAUGGACAGACCUGUUUGAAGACUGUUGUGCUGCUAGUAGAUGACAAAAAAAAUGUGGUGGUUUUCAGAUCGGAUGGCAGUGUGUCACUGAAUGAGAUGACAGUGAAUGUGCCUCAUGUGUCAGCUAGCUUCUCAGUUUUCAAGCCAUCUUCUUACUACCUCGUUGUACAUACUUCUUUCGGGCUUCAACUGCAGAUUCAGUUGUCUCCAGUCAUGCAACUCUUUGUGACAGCAAAUCAGACAGUCCAGGACCUUCAAGGUCUUUGUGGAAAUUUUAAUGGAAUGGAAGGUGAUGACUUUAAAACAACCAGUGGGUUGGUAGAAGCUACAGGAUCUGCCUUUGCUAACACAUGGAAAGCUCAGUCCACCUGUGCAGACCAAGAAGAAAAGCUGGAAGACCCCUGCAGUCUCAGCAUUGAAAGUGCAAAUUAUGCUGAGCAUUGGUGUUCUUUGCUGAAAAACUCAGAGGGCCCAUUUGCAAGUUGUCACUCAGUCAUUGAUCCUGCAGAAUACUACAAGAGAUGUAAAUAUGAUACCUGCCUCUGCAAGGACAGUGAGGAGUGCUUGUGUGCUGCCCUGUCCUCUUAUUCAAGAGCUUGUGCUUUCAAAGGGAUCAUACUGGGUGGCUGGAGACAAAGUGUCUGCUCUGCUGAAGUGUCCUCUUGCCCAGGAAAUCAAGUCUUCCUCUACAAUCUUACAAUGUGCCAGCAAACCUGUCGUUCCAUUGCUGAUGGUGAAAAGUACUGCUUGCAAGACUUUGCUCCUGUGGAUGGCUGUGGCUGCCCAGAUAAUACAUACUUGGAUAAUGAGGAUACGUGUGUGCCCAUCUCCAAAUGCCCAUGCUAUUACAAGGGGUCGUAUCUGGAACCUGGGGAUUAUGUUAUAAAGGAUGGAGAGCGUUGCGUUUGCCGAAAUGCAAAGGUCCAAUGUACUUCAGUGACAACGACAAUGAAAAAUGUAACAGAAUGUUCUUCAAACAAAACCUACUUUGAUUGCAACACAUCCCCAGACUGGACUUCACAAACACCUGUACAACUUCGCUGUGGUGCUUCUCAAACUGAUCUUUAUCAAAGUGAAUGUGUCUCAGGCUGCGUGUGUCCUGAAGGUCUGUUUGAUGAUGGUAGAGGGGGCUGUGUUGUGGAAGAGGACUGCCCAUGUAUUCAUAACAGCGACUGGUAUAACCACGGGCAGAGCAUAUCAGUGGACUGCAACACCUGUACCUGCCAGAAAGGUAUCUGGAGCUGCACUGAAAACGUGUGCUAUGGGACUUGCAUGAUAUAUGGAAGUGGCCAUUAUAUCACCUUUGAUGGAAAAUUCUAUGACUUUGAUGGAAGUUGUGAAUAUGUGGCUACUCAGGAUUAUUGUGGUGACAAAAAUUCUGGUGGCUCAUUCAGUAUCAUCACAGAGAACGUUCCUUGUGGAACAACAGGAGUCACCUGCUCAAAGGCCAUUAAAAUGUUUAUAGGGAAAACUGAACUGAAGUUGGAGAACAAGGAUUAUAAAGAAAUUCAGCGAGAUGUUGGUGAUGAUGUGUAUUACCAGAACAAGACAGUAGGUCUCUACCUUGUUAUUGAAGCUAGUAAUGGUGUGAUGCUUAUCUGGGAUAAGAAGACCACCGUUUUCAUCAAACUGACUCCUGACUAUAAAGGGAAAGUGUGUGGUCUGUGUGGCAACUUUGAUGACAAGUCCAACAACGACUUUACAAGCAGGAGUGGUCUGCAAGAGACAAGUGCUUUGGAGUUUGGGAAUUCCUGGAAACAGUCAUCUGUGUGCCCUGAUGUCACAGAAGAGAUUAAACCCUGUGAUCUGAAACCACAUCGCAAGUCCUGGGCAGAGAAAGAAUGCAGCCUUAUCCUGAGUGAAAUCUUCAAAAUUUGUCAUUCCAAGGUGAACCCAUCUCCUUUCUAUGAUGCUUGUGUUCAUGAUGCUUGCUCUUGUGACAGCGGUGGAGAUUGUGAUUGCUUCUGUUCUGCUGUUGCUGCAUAUGCACAAGAAUGUACCAAGGCUCAGGCCUGUGUUUUCUGGAGAAGUCCGGAUAUAUGCCCAAUAUUUUGUGACUACUAUAAUCCUCGUAAUGAGUGCGAAUGGCACUACGAGCCUUGUGGCAGCAAUGUCAUGACCUGCAGAAUGAUUUAUAAUGUCAGCACCAACUUCUCAGUUCCGUACCUGGAAGGUUGCUAUCCCAGAUGCCCUCAUGAAAAGCCCAUUUAUAAUGAAGAGACAAAAGAAUGUGUGGCUGCAGAUGAAUGCUGGUGUUACCACAACGGUAAUCCUGUUAUCAUUGGUGGAGAAAUACCAACAGAAGAGAACUGUACAAAAUGUAUCUGUCGCCCCUCAGGAUCCAUUGAAUGUUCACCAAUUCCAGGAUGUCCUUGUGUUAUCAAUGGAACAAGUUAUGAUGUGGGAGAAACUGUUGCAACAAUAAAGGAUGGCGACAUAUGCACAAUAUAUGUUUGUGCAGAAAAUGGAUCUGUAAUUCCUGGAGUUUCUUAUCCUUGUCCAUUCACUACCUCACCUUCAACCAUUACAACCUCUCCUGGUACAAGUACUAUUACCACCAUAGUUACCACAAGUCCUCCAGUAACUACAACUCCAUGCCUUGGAUUAAUCUGUGAUUGGUCUGAGUGGUUUGAUGUUAGUAACCCUGAAGAAGAUGGUGGUGACUAUGAAACCUAUGAAGAAAUAAGAAAAGAACAUGGAAACAAAAUAUGUACAGCUCCUGAAAAUAUUGAAUGCAGGGCUAAAGACAGUCCUGAUAAAACCUUAGAGGAACUUGGGCAAAAAGUGGAAUGUAAUGUUACGUAUGGACUCAUCUGUAAAAAUGAGGAGCAAGAUGCAAGUAUAUGGCAUCUUUGCUAUAAUUAUGAAAUCAGGGUGAACUGUUGUGAAUGGCAUGAAAUUCCUUGUGGGACUGCAAGUACACCGAGUUCAACACCAACUGCAUCUUCAGUCACCACUGGAACAACUGUGCCCACUACUACAACCCGGCAGUCAACGACAAUUACCACCACACCAACACCCACUGCAACUACCACAAGCCAACCCACAUCUUCAGUAACCACACCAGUAACUUCAGCCUCCACAGUAUCAACCGCUGCUCCCACGCCAACUCCAUCAGAGUCUCUAACCAGUACUGCCACCACGACACCCUUCAGCAGCAGCACCCAGGGAACUACUCCGACUGUUCCUGGCGUAUCCUCAUCCACUCCGACAGUUACAAGCACAGUCCCACCAACAAUAGUAACUCAAACCCACUCUCCUCCGCCUUCACUACCAGGUAAUUAUGUGUUUGAGAAGUGCCAUGCAGUUGUUAAGCCUGAUAAGUACUACGCAGCUUGUGUUUUUGAUAGCUGUAUGCUUCCCGACUUAGACCUGGAAUGCUCAAGUCUGCAGAUCUAUGCAGCUGUCUGUGCCGAUCAAAAUGUCUGCAUUGACUGGAGAAGUCAUACCAACGGUGUUUGCUCUUAUGAAUGUUCCAAACAUAAGGAAUAUAGAGCAUGUGGUCCUAUUCAAGAGACAACCUGCAAAUCAAGUACACAUAAUGAAACUUCAGUUAAACAAGUGGAAGGCUGUUUCUGUCCUAAUGGUACAAUGCUGUAUGACUCUGGUGUGGAUGUCUGUGUAAAUACCUGUGGCUGUGUUGGAUUGGAUCUGAUACCAAGAGAGUUUGGAGAAAAGUUUAUAGUAGACUGCCAGGACUGUGUUUGCCUGGAAGGUGGAAAUGGCAUUGUAUGUGAACCUCACACAUGUCCUGAACAAAAUAUCAGGAGUUGUUCUGGGAAAGGCUUCUAUGAAGUCACUGAAGUCAACUCUGAAGAUUCCUGCUGCCCCAUUGUCACUUGCAAAUGCAACACAAGUUUGUGCACAACUGAACCCCUCAAGUGUACGCAGGGAUUUGAAGUUCAGUCUUAUAUUCCCAGUGAUGAGUGCUGUCCUGUAUACCAGUGUGUUCCCAAGAAUGUUUGUGUACAUCAGAAUGCUGAGUUCUUGCCUAAUUCCUCAGUCUUUGUUGAUAAGUGUCACAAUUGCUUCUGCACUAAUGAAGUUAACAUCAGCACUCAACUGAAUGUCAUCUCCUGUGAACACAUUCCAUGCAACACACACUGUGAACCAGGAUAUGAACUGAAACAAGUAGAAGGUGAAUGUUGUGGAAAAUGUGUGCAGACAAAGUGUAUUAUACAUACAUCACAUGGUUCCAGUCUCGUAUUGAAUCCUGGAGAGUUUACAAAUGAUCCUUACAACAACUGCACCAUUUACAGUUGUACAAAUCUCCAGAACCAGCUUAUCUCUUCCACAUCUGAAAUUAUGUGUCCUGCAUUCAAUGAGGAGAGCUGCAAACCUGGAACUGUUACACUCUUACCUAAUGGUUGUUGCAAAACCUGUGUACCUCUGGAUAGCCCCACACCAUGCUUUGUCCGUGAGAGAGAAGACUUUAUUGUCUAUAAGAACUGCCGUUCCCUGGAGAGAGUUGUCCUGACUGAAUGUGAAGGAACAUGUGGAACUUUUUCACUGUACUCUGUUGAGGCCAGUUCUAUGGAGCACAGUUGUUCCUGCUGCAAGGAAGUAGAAACUAGCACGAAGGAAGUGGAACUGCAGUGUCCCUCUGGGAAGUCAAUUACACAUAAAUAUGUGUAUGUCGAAAGAUGUGGCUGUCAGGACACUCAGUGCGUAGUCUCAGAAUCUAGUGAGUCUCAAAGCACAGAAGAAAAUGAUGAGAGCACUCGAAAUCACAGGAGAAGAGCCAUCAGCUUAACAUCAAAAUGAAGCAGAAAAAAGCUAACAGCACUCAAGUAAAGGAACUAUGCACCACUCUGAUCUUCCUUGACAGUUUUUGAACUUAGCUUUUCCCCCUACUGUAUCCUGUAUGUUCUCUAGUUAUUUUUAACAAUGCUCUAUUUAUUUGUGUACAAAAUUACACUGAACUUUCUUCCAAGUUGCAUACCCCUCUGGAUCAUUUUAUAAUCAACUUAUUUUCUCUGAAUGAUUAAAAAGCACAUUUAAAAAACCA